AGAGCCGUUAACUCUCUCAGUUGGUAGAGUCAUCUGAUCUCUUUGAAAAAGAUCUGUGCAUGAAGUUUUCAAAACCGAGCUUACUAUCAAGCAAAGUGCCUACAAUCUUCUUUUUUUUAUUUGGUGAAAACGUUGUUUUCCUGUUACGAUUGCAGCGCCUCCAAAACUCGAGAGGGUCGAGCCUUCGUCGGUGCUCGGUACCAGAUCCAAAAAAAAGUUAAAGGAUCGACUCUGACGUAUAUUGAAACAGCUCUACAAAAAGUUUAUGCUACUCUUCCCCUUUCAAUUGACAUUGCUUUCUUGUUUGUUCUGGUAAAAAAGGGCUACCUCAUCAUGUGCUGACUAACCGAUAUGCUGAUCCGCUUUUUUCUGGGGUUACUGUGCACAAGCCCUUAUGUGUGUUUUGUGUUACCUCACACACAUACCGCAGUUGAGAGAACUGGUUUUAUGUGUCAAAUGAAGGGGAAAAAUAACAUGAUGCCUUUUUGCGUCCUUCGAAUCAUUUUUCUUGCCUACAUCUUCAUGACGCCCAGGUUUAUGUGAAUGCAGUCGUAAAAAAAAUUUAUUUUUUUGACAAAGGAUUAGGUCCUAGUGGUUUUUUCAAAAGCAGCCUUGUCACUUAUCAAUUACAGUUUUCAUUAUGCUACAAAAGACCAGCGAUCGCAUCAAAUCAUGCGACAAACAUCUCUCGAAGUUUAUCAGAGACUCCUACGGCCAGUUUUACCUAUAUUCUGGAUUUGCGGCUAGUGUAAUUGGUGCACUGUCUCUUUUACGAUAUAAAUACUUCAGAAAGCGUGUAUGCAGCUAUACAGUUCUUGAGCUCGACUUGACCGGUUGCACACUCUCCGAGCAACAGCCAGAUAUCAACCCACUCUUUUCCUUAUUUGUGGAUGAAAAGAUAUUGCACGUGCACACGCUGAUUUACGCACUCAAGGUGGCAUCAACUGAUCACAGAGUGUUAGGUUUGGUGGUCAAGCUUGGCCAGAUCACUGCGAAUCUAACUCAGUUGCAGGAACUGAGGAGCGCGGUGGUAAAUUUUCGUGCUACUGGCAAGAAAACCUUAUGCUAUGCACACACCUUCAAGGAAUUUGCUGAUGCUUCAGCUUAUUAUUGGUUCGCCAGUGCAUUUGAAGAAAUCUACGUUUCCCCGUCUGGUUAUGUUAACGUGGUCGGGAUUAAGGCCAAUUCUUUUUUCUUGAAGGGCCUGUUCGAAAAGGUGAAUCUAGAGUUUACGCUCGUUGCGCGAAGGAAAUACAAGACUGCUCCCAAUAUGCUGACGGAAUCGCAGUUCACUGAAGAACACAAAGAAACUGUCGAGUACAUUUUAAACUCUGUAUAUGAUCAGUUCAUUACUGACAUAGCAGCGAGCCGUAACAUGGAAGUCGAUAAUGUGAAGAGUCUGAUUUACAACGGGCCGUACAAUGCGGCGACCGCUUUAGAUUUGAAGCUCAUAGAUGGCCUCAAGUAUGAGAAUCAAUUCUACAACGAAGUAUUGAAUUCGAAAUUUGGUUCUAUUGAAAUGACCGUCUUCACCAGGCUGUGCAGACGUCUGACGAACCGAGGGCCCUAUGAACUUCUCUACAUCGAUAGGUAUUUUGAGCGUGCUAUCGGCAAAUACUAUCGAGGAGCAAAAACCAAGAUCGGCUAUAUUGACUUAGUCGGUACUAUUUAUAUGGGAGAGAACAAAAAGACAUGGAAUGGUUUAGACAUCUCCGCGGGCUCUGAAACCCUUCUUUUGGCCUUCCGUGAGGCUAUCGCUUGUAGUUCCAUCAAGGCCAUCAUUUUUCGUAUUGACAGUGGUGGUGGAAGUGCUCAGGCAUCUGAUAUCAUCUCAGACGCACUCCGCCUCGCUAAACAGAGCGGAAAAAAAGUAAUUGUGUCAAUGGGCCAGGCCGCAGCCUCUGGUGGGUACUAUGUUGCCGCUCAUGCGGAUAAAAUUGUUGCCAACCCGCUGACAUUCACUGGAAGUAUCGGUGUGUUUGCCGGCAAACUUAGCAUGCUCAAAUUCUGGAACCAGUUCGGUAUUACGUUUGACAGCGUUCAAACGUCUCCUAGCGGCGAGUAUUUUGAUCCUUUGUCCGGAUAUAGCGAAGAAAACCGUGCAAAAUUGGAGUCCUUCGUCGACGAUGUCUAUGAUCAGUUCAAAGGUCAUGUUUGUCAGGGUCGAUCUUUGACUCCAGAUCGCGUCGAGGAACUCGCUCAAGGGCGCAUUUGGACGGGAAAAACCGCCCUAGAAAAAGGGCUGGUAGAUGCGCUCGGCGGUCUAGAAACUGCUAUUGACGUUGCUAAAAAAGAGCUUGGACUAUCCACCCAAACCGCCAUCUCACUCGUUCCUUUUCCUGCACCUACUUCCAUGCUCGAAAAAAUUUUCCCAAAACCUCAAAAAAAUUCCAGAGACAUACGCAAAAGAAGCGCCUUCUCUUCCUUCUACACUCUGUUCCCGUCUUACCUUCAAGCACUUUUUUCAGUAUUCAGCUGGACCUCAAAGUCUGCUACUCACAUGUUUAGAACCAUCAAAUCCCUCGAAAAACUAGCGCCACUUGUUCAUCUCAAUCACGACAGCUCUGAAUUAUACCUCCCCCCUUGUACCAUCGAUUUGCAGACAGACUCUAUCGUCUCUAAUCUCACAGCCUAAACAACAACUCGUACACAAAAUGCGCGUACAAUA
This is a messenger RNA of Schistocerca gregaria, 2668 nucleotides long. RefSeq names its product protease 4-like. The record is from RefSeq and is a predicted model, not a curated record. The transcript is spliced from 4 exons. Gene Ontology annotation, molecular function: peptidase activity. The coding region runs from base 641 to 2635 and encodes 664 amino acids. Gene Ontology annotation, cellular component: membrane. Lineage: Eukaryota; Metazoa; Arthropoda; Insecta; Orthoptera; Acrididae.